AUGCAUCGGUCAUUGAAUCAAUCGUCUCUCGAAGAGUCACGGAUCCGAAGGAGUGCAAGGACCGUUUGUGAGUUUGAGGAAUAUUUCUCAUGCGAUGAAAUACUCAUGCUCAGCGAAAGGACUCCUGUCGUCGUAUCGAAAGAGGUCUCAAGACUCGGCUUCCUGGAUCCGUCGAGCGACGAGGAGAAUCUCAAGAAAAACACGAAACUGGAGCUCCCUCUCUGGUUAGCGAAACAUCUCUACAACAUGUACUGCGUUGAUAUUCAACUCCCCGAAGCUUUCAGCUCAUACUCUGUCAACGUCAUGCGUGCUGAUAGUUCCAUCGUCGACUUGAAAAGACUCCAACCGAACUACUACCAGGUCGGUCGGCAGCUGAUGGCUCUCCUCCCCGCUGAAGCUCAGCAGAUCUCGGACCUCCUUGUGACCACGUACAAAGGCAGAUUCCGCAAGAUAUUCGAUUGCGCUCAGAAUGCUGACAUCAAGGAGACCGACAAGGUGACUUCGUCAUUCGAUAAUGAAGAACGGGCCAUGUUCUUCGAGGGUCAGAAGGUACAAUUGGACCUACAGCGGUGGCGCGAUCGAUCACAGCGCAACAAAAUCAAUACUGCUGACUUGGUUGUCAACCAUCGUAAACGAAAGCGGGAAGCUCUCAGAGAAACGAAUUCUUCAACGGCAUGAUGACAGAAGCAGAGUUAAGGGCAUCGUUUUCCAGAAGGGACUCGGGGUAAAGUGACGACAAUAAAGGGUGGAAGAAAAAGAAGUGUAUGCCUCCAAAA
Messenger RNA from Galendromus occidentalis (western predatory mite), 776 nucleotides. RefSeq names its product DNA replication complex GINS protein Psf3 (gene Psf3). Gene Ontology annotation, biological process: mitotic DNA replication initiation. Gene Ontology annotation, cellular component: GINS complex. The transcript is spliced from 4 exons. NCBI's taxonomy places the organism in Eukaryota, Metazoa, Arthropoda, Arachnida, Mesostigmata, Phytoseiidae. The record is from RefSeq and is a predicted model, not a curated record. Bases 1 to 678 code for a protein of 225 amino acids.